GUGAAGGCGCCACGUGUGACGUCACGUAAGGACUCCCUACUUGUGCUUGUUGUUAAGCGGCCGCUCCGGAGUCGAGCAGACGGGGCUGGCGAGCACGUUGCGACCGAUUGGAAGAGGACCGCAUCGGCAAUCACCCCGGCAAGGUGUGCAGUAUUUGAGGUGGAAGAAGAGCCCAGAAAGGACUUCCUAUUGAAGCCGAGGGGUUCCCCUCCCCGGGCGCCCCCCGUUCAAUGCCCCGUGAACGCCAUGUGCCAAAGCUGGUGUGGUCUUAACACAGCUGUUUAAGACCAAGCCCGACCUCGUGCUUCUCCUCUCUCUUUAUGAUGAAGAAGGUCGCGGCGUGGUCGGCCGAGGACGUCGCCGACUGGCUGAGCAAAGAGGGCAUGCCGGAGUACGUCGACACCCUGCGCCAAACGGACGGCGCCGGCUUGCUGCGGCUCACGCGGGCGCACUUCCAGACGCCGCCUCUCCUCCUGGUGUCCUCGGACGGGGGUCAGCAGCUGCUGGAGCGGCUGGAGACGCUGCGGAUCGAGACCCACAUAGAGGCGCAUAAAAACGGCCACGCCAACGGCCACGCCGGCGGGCUGCCCAACGGCACGAGCGCGCCCUUGAGGAAUGGCACGGUGGUGCGCUCCAAGGACUGCAGGGUGGAGAUGGUGCACAUCCCCAUCCCUCCCAUGGAAACUCUGCGCUCCUCCUUCCCGCCCGAGUGGGGCAAGACGGGCGUGGCGUUUCUCUACGCGGUGGUGUGCUUCGUCACCACCACCAUCGUGAUAUCGGUCGUCCACGAGAGGGUGCCGCCGAAAGAGCACACCCCGCCGCUGCCCGAUAAGUUCUUCGACCUGUUCGACCGGAUAGAGUGGGCCUUCUCUAUCUGCGAAAUCAACGGCAUGCUGCUGGUGGCGCUGUGGCUCAUACAGUGGGCUCUCCUCAAGCACAGGUCAAUCGUAGGCAGGCGGUUCUUCUUCAUUGUGGGUACGCUGUAUUUGUACCGGUGUAUUACAAUGUACAUCACCACUCUGCCCGUUCCCGGGAUGCACUUCAAAUGCUCUCCAAAGCUUCUGGGUGACUGGGAGGCGCAUAUUAGAAGAGUCAUGAAGAUGAUCGCCGGCGGCGGCCUCUCCAUCACAGGCUCUCACACCAUGUGUGGAGACUACCUGUACAGCGGCCACACCGUCAUGCUGACGCUAACAUACCUCUUCAUCAAGGAGUAUUCCCCCAGACGGUUCUGGUGGUUCCACUGGUUCUGCUGGACCCUCAGCGCCGUGGGAGUUUUCUGCAUCCUCCUGGCCCACGACCACUACACUGUGGAUGUGGUGGUGGCGUACUUCAUCACCACACGCCUCUUCUGGUGGUACCACACCAUGGCCAACCAGCAGUCACUGAAAGAGUCGUCGCAGAGCAACCCCUUCUCGCGGGUGUGGUGGUACCGGCCCUUCCAGUACCUGGAGGAGAGCGUCAGCGGCACGGUGCCUUGCACCUACCAGCUCCCGCUGUGGGUGCGGAGCGUGCAUUGGAACCGGGGCGUGGCCUACAGCCGGCUGGACGUCCAGUGACGCUGGGUCACGGCGGCAGGCCAAGACUGUGAACUCCAAAAGUGGAAGAAGGCACUGUUUGAUGUAGCGCUCCGCCCUCUAAAAAGCAGGUGAUCCCGCUCCGAAACGGGGAAAAACUGUGACCCUCGCCCCCGUUCUCCUUUUUCCUUUUUUUUUUUGUGCGUUUGUGCGUCCGUCCUCUUACUCUCCAGGUGGUUUAUGACAACACACAGCACUAAUCUUUUUUUAUUUCUUAAUACUCGCUGCUUUUCCAAGUAUUUCAAAAAAACGUUUUCAGCACAAAAUGCUCAAGCCCCGCCCCUCCAAGUCCAAAAUGCCAAAUGCAUUUUUUUUUUUUUAAAUGAAAGCAAUUUGUUUUGUAAAAAAAAAAAAAAAAAAAAAAAAAAGUCGACGGUGCAAAUACUAUUUUUUCAAAGUAUGUUUAUUUUUCGACAAAAACAACUAAUGAUGUCCACCAAAAUAUUUUUUUUUUUUUUAGAUUUUUACCUUUUUCAAAUAUCUUAAUGUAAGGAAAUAUCUCAGUGCCUUUCUUAGCUUGAUUGUAAAAAAAAAAAAAAACACUUUGUCUCGCUUCCUUCUGACGGUUUUUGUCCCCUUGAAUGUAAGAAAAAAAAAAAAGAAGAAAAAAACCCCGCCAGCCUUAGCGCAGGGUUGGUCUUUCCAAAAUGGAAACGUGUCUCCGGUAUGUAUUUAUGAAUGCUUUCUAACGUCCUCGUGCGCUCGCUGAGUGAGGAACUAUGACUGUUAAUUGUACCUUCAAAAUGUCCGUCGUCAUUUCCUUCGUCUAGACGAGUCUUGAAGCAACACCAGCCAUCACUCCCGGGUUCCGGGCUGUCGACUGAAGGGUUUGCGGUAAAGGGAUGAUGUUAAAAGUUGUAUUAGUGCCACAGAAAGUCAAACAGGAGCUUGAGGCAAAGCUUCUGAAUGUGCUUCAUAGGAUUUAAAUUUGGAGAUUUCACUGUCCUCCAAAUGCGGAGCAAAAAAAGACUCUUACUCAAAGCCCCUUUCACACAGAAAUCCGGCAAAAUUACUGCAGUAGAUCCGGUGUUGUCGUCGCUGUUUGCGACUAUUGCUUCAAACACAACAGGGCGGAAGAAGUAAGUGUUAAAACUUCACAACCCUUUGCAAAAUACCCUUACACACAGGACUUUGUCCCAUCUCUGUCAAGGCUCAAGCACCUUCAUCAACACCUUUAUUUUGCUGCAGCUGGGUAUGAACAUCAAAAACAAACCAAUCAACCGUCUUUUUUUAGAGGUAGUACCAGAGGCGGGACAGGGCUUCUGUGUGUAAAGGGAUGCUGGAAAAGGUGGAGACAGUAGUUUGAAGUUUGUCACCCAAGACUUACUUUUGUCUGUGUCGUGGCACAAACUGCUGUUUUGAGCAGUAACAGGAGUCAGAAUGCCAGGACAAUCUUUUUUUUUUGUCCGUUCUGUCCAGAAUUUUGCUGUUCUGUAUGAAUUGCACCAACACGGAAUAGGGGUUAAACAUGGACCAGGCCAUUUUCCACCUCUAAGGUGGUAAGGCAAUGCUAGGAAGGCAGGAGGGAGAUGUGGAGUUUGUCGCCCAAAACUCCUUUCCCACAAAUGGUAGAUUUUUUUUUUUCUACCAUGUUUCUGUGUCACUGUUCUGUAUGAACAGCCCCAACACGGAUCGGUGGUUAGAAUUCAACAAGGCCUCUCGAGGCAAAGCUUCUGAAUGUGCUUCAUAAGAUUUAAAUUUGGAGAUUUCACUGUCCUCCAAAUGCGGAGCAAAAAAAGACUCUUACUCAAAGCCCCUUUCACACAGAAAUCCGGCAAAAUUACUGCAGUAGAUCCGGUGUUGUCGUCGCUGUUUGCGACUAUUGCUUCAAACACAACAGGGCGGAAGAAGUAAGUGUUAAAACUUCACAACCCUUUCUUGCCUUUGCAAAAUACCCCUUACACACAGGACUUUGUCACAUCUCUGGCAAGGCUCAAGCACCUUUAUCAACACCUUUAUUUUGCUGCAGCUGGGUAUGAACAUCAAAAACAAACCAAUCAACCCGGCACAAAUCGUCCGUCUUUUUUUUAAAGGUAGUACCAGAGGCGGGACAGGGCUUCUGUGUGUAAAGGGAUGCUGGAAAAGGUGGAGACAGUAGUUUGAAGUUUGUCACCCAAGACUUACUUUUGUUUGUGUCGUGGCACAAACUCCUGUUUUGAGCAGUAACAAGAGUCAGAAUGCCUGCACAAUCAUUUUUUUUGUCCGUUUUGUCCAGAAUUUUGCUGUUCUGUAUGAAUUGCACCAACAUGGAAUAGGGGUUAAACAUGGACCAGGCCAUUUUCCACCUCUGAGGUGGUAAGGCAAUGCUAGGAAGGCAGGAGUGAGAUGUGGAGUUUGUCGCCCAAAACUCCUUUCCCACAAAUGGUAGAUUUUUUUUUUUCUACCAUGUUUCUAUGUCACUGUUCUGUAUGAACAGCCCCAACACGGAUCGGUGGUUAGAAUUCAACAAGGCCUCUCGUUCCAGAGUGGCAACAGAGGCGGGAGGAGACUCACUUCCUCCAGCUAAUUUCCCACUUUUUUUCCCCCCCACCGUUAUUGUUCUGUAUGAACGGCACUAACACAGAAUGGUCCUAGCCAAGCAGUAACAGAGGCGGGACAAGGUGUCUGUGUGUAAAGUAGGACGGGAUGUAAAGUUUGUCAAUCUAGACUCACUUCUCACUGCUCUUGCCCUUUUUACACUGUUUAUGAAAGCUAACCUUUUCCUAACAUUUUCAUGUCACUGUUCUGUAGAAAUGGCACCGGCACUAAAUGGUAGAUGGAAAUUGACAAGACAAUUCUUUUUUUUCCAACUUAGGCUGUAAUUAGUUAAUGCUGAAAAGGUGGGACGGGUGGGUUGACGUUUGUAACCCAAAACUCACUUCACCAAGCUCCUAUCCGACAGUUAAGCAGUGACAGAGGCAGGACAAGGCUUCUGUGUGUAAGACAAUGCUGAAAAGGCUGUAAAAAUGCCAGUAGAAGCCACAUAUACACUGUUCUGUAUGCACAGUACUAACAUGGAAAUGGGGUUAGAAAUCGACCAGGCAAUUUUCCACCAUCAGAUUCGGUCAGGGAAAAGUGGAAAGACGGGACAUUUUCCCAGCUCCUUUCCCACAUAUUGUAAAAGCUGUCUUUUUUCCCCAUCAUUUUUCUGUCACUGCUCUGUAUGAACAGCACCAGCACGUAGUAUAGGUUUGAAUUCAACAAAGCUAUUUUCUGUCUUCAAAGCUCGUUCCAGAGUGGGAACAGAGGCGGGACAAGGUGUCUCUGUGUCUAAAAGACUGCUUAAAAAAAGGCGGGAAAAUGCCUGUUCUCCACUGUUCUGUAUGAACAGUACCGACACAAAUCAGGCUUUGAAAUCGACCAGGCAAUUUUCCACCUUUUAGAUUUAGUCAGAGAAUGGUAGAGAGGUGGGGCAGGGGGGUGAAAUGUGUAACCCAAAACUCACUUCACCAAGCUCCUAUCCUACAGUAAAGCAGUAACAGAGGCAGGACAAGGCUUCUGUGUGUAAGAGAAUGCUGAAAAGGCGGUGUAAAAGCCACAUAGCACUGUGCAUACAGAACAGUGUAUAACAUGGAAUCGGGGUUAGCAAUCGACCAGGCAAUUUUUAAAGCUACUUCUGCACUGUUCUGUAUGAACAGUACUGACACAAAUCAAGCUUUGAAAUUGACCAGACAAUUUUCCACCUUUAGAUUUAGUCAGAGAAUGGGAGAGAGGUGGGGCAAGAGGGUGAAAUGUGUAACCCAAAACUCACUUCACCAGGCUCCUAUCCUACAGUAAAGCAGCAACAGAGGCAGGACAAGGCUUCGGUGUGUAAAGAGAAUGCUGAAAAGGCGGUAAAAAUGCCAGUAAAAGCCACAUAGUACUGUUCAUACAGAACAGUGUAUAACAUGGAAUUGGGGUUAGCAAUCGA
Messenger RNA from Nerophis lumbriciformis (worm pipefish), 5463 nucleotides. RefSeq names its product sphingomyelin synthase 1a (gene sgms1a). Gene Ontology annotation, molecular function: sphingomyelin synthase activity; protein binding; ceramide cholinephosphotransferase activity. NCBI's taxonomy places the organism in Eukaryota, Metazoa, Chordata, Actinopteri, Syngnathiformes, Syngnathidae. Gene Ontology annotation, biological process: sphingomyelin biosynthetic process; ceramide biosynthetic process. The record is from RefSeq and is a predicted model, not a curated record. Gene Ontology annotation, cellular component: plasma membrane; Golgi membrane; endoplasmic reticulum membrane.